Coccinella septempunctata (seven-spotted ladybird) is the source of this 1689-nucleotide messenger RNA. RefSeq lists its product as uncharacterized. Gene Ontology annotation, molecular function: nucleic acid binding; RNA-DNA hybrid ribonuclease activity. The transcript has a single exon. NCBI's taxonomy places the organism in Eukaryota, Metazoa, Arthropoda, Insecta, Coleoptera, Coccinellidae. The record is from RefSeq and is a predicted model, not a curated record. Bases 1 to 1689 code for a protein of 562 amino acids. Gene Ontology annotation, biological process: DNA replication, removal of RNA primer.
AUGUUUGUUGAUAACUUGGCUAUGUUCUUCUCCUCGCUGAGCAUUCAAGAAGCCGAAGAAUACCUGCAGACGGCUAUCAAUGUGCUAAUGGAAAAUUUCAAAAAAAGAGGAUUUAAAUUGUCUAAAACUAAGACAUUCGGAGUUCAUUUUUGUAAACUACGAAGUCCACGCGAUGAUCCAGAGCUGAACUUAGCAGACAAGAGACUUCAAUUUAAACGGGAGGUGAAAUUUCUGGGCGUUACUUUCGAUUCUAAGUUGACAUGGGCAUCACACGUAAGAGAUCUGGAGGUGAGAUGUAAACCUGUUCUAAACUUAAUGAGAUGCAUAUCUGGUAUAAGUUGGGGUGCUGAACGAGAAGUCCUGUUGAAUAUCCAUCAAGCUCUCAUUCUAGCAAGAAUAGAUUAUGGAUGUGUGAUAUACGGAUCUGCUAGGAAAAGCUGGUUGAAAAAGUUAGAUAGUAUACAUUAUAAUGGGUUGAAGAUAGCUAUAGGCGCUUUUCGUACUAGUCCAAAGGAGUCGGUUUUUGUGGAAAGCGGUGUUUCCCCACUUAACAUAAGGAGAAAACAACCGAUGAUGAAUUAUACUUCAAAAAUUUGGGCUCAACAAUCACACCCAUUACAUGCCGUUCUUUUCGGUCCUGCUAAUUCAGGGGGGGAACGGGGCUCCAUGAAAUCAUUAAGAGUCCGACUGCAUGCGAUCUUAGAUCAGCAUGACCUUCCCCAGGUAUUUCCACUUGAUGUCUACGAGCAAAUACCUUGGCAAUAUGAAACUCCGUGCAUACACCUAGAAUGCUCUAAAUUCAAAAAACAAGAAACAAACGAAACAUUGCUUCAGCAAACAUUCUUGUCGGUGAUAUCAAGAUACAGGGACACUUCAGAAAUAAUUUAUACUGACGCCUCAAAGACGAAGGAUGGUACUGCAUGUGCAAUAUUUGUGGCUGGUUCAUCCCAUUCAUGGAACCUUCACCCAGCCUCCAGUAUUUGCACAGCAGAAAUGUAUGCAUUGUGGCAAGCGUUAAAAUACUGCGAUUUAUCAAACGGUACUUCCUAUGUGGUAUGCACGGACUCUUUGAGCUCCCUGGAGAAGAUUCGAUAUCCCUUCAAUUGCGAUGGUCUCACUUCUCAGAUCCAGGCCUCCCUCGCAUGGCUGAAGGAGCAAUCAAAAUCUGUAGUAUUCGUCUGGACCCCCUCUCAUUCCGGAAUUCUAGGUAAUGAAAUGGCCGACCAAGCUGCAAGAGCAGCAGUAACCAUGAACUACGUAGACAAUUGUUUAGGUGGAGUCAAUCAAACUGACCUCAAGAUUCAUUUCAAAGAAAAAUUUAUGAUUGAGUGGCAAACUGACUGGGACAAAAGCAAUGCCAAACUAAGGGCUGUCAAAAAAACAGUGGAAAAGCGAAGACGAAAACAUCUGCUCAGUCGUACAGAAGAUGUUUCUUUGACCAGACUGAGGAUAGGACAUACAAAUCUCACAUCACUUUACAUGCUACGAGGAUCUCAUCAGCCUAGAUGCCAGGAGUGUAACCAGGUACUCACAGUUCAUCACUUAUUGUUAGAAUGUGAAAAAUACCGAGCUGUACGAAAUGAACUGAACAUGAGCGACACUAUUGAAACUGUUUUAAUGGAGAAGCCUGAGCAUGAAGAAAAAGUUAUAAAAUUCCUACAGAGGACACAUUUGAUGGGAAAAAUAUGA